Molecule: messenger RNA, 1322 nt
Organism: Phoenix dactylifera (date palm)
Lineage: Eukaryota; Viridiplantae; Streptophyta; Magnoliopsida; Arecales; Arecaceae
Gene: FSD3
Product: Fe superoxide dismutase 3
Biological process (GO): superoxide metabolic process
Cellular component (GO): chloroplast nucleoid
Molecular function (GO): superoxide dismutase activity; metal ion binding
Source: RefSeq, a predicted model, not a curated record
CCGAGCCGCCGGUACCCGGUCUGACUUCAAUCGCGGCUCGAAACCGCUCCCAUUCCGGCAUCUCCUCACCCGCACACCGCCUCCUCGUUACCUCAUCUCCAUCGACAGACCCUUCACCAAGUCCAGUCGCAGAGGGAGGGAAGAGAGACAAAUGGGGUUUCACCUGCUGUCUCCAAGCUACUGCUGCGGCUACCAAGCUUCGCCUCCAAUCUCUCAUGGCCUCCUCCGUUUCAGGCCCGUUACCGGCAUCCCUAAGCCCAGUCCGCAGAAAGGGCAGUUACACCAAUCUCGAAGAGCUUCCAAAGUUUUGGCCUACUAUGGCCUUACAACCCCUCCAUAUAAACUAGAUGCUUUGGAACCAUACAUGAGCCAGAGGACUCUGGAAUUACACUGGGGAAAACAUCAUAGAGACUAUGUGGAUAGUUUGAAUAAGCAGCUUGUGAAAAGCCCAUUAUAUGGCCACACCAUGGAGGAAUUGAUUAAAGUGACAUACAACAAUGGCAACCCGUUACCAGAAUUCAACAAUGCUGCUCAGGUCUGGAACCAUGACUUUUUCUGGGAGUCAAUGCAAUCAGGUGGUGGAAAAUUGCCUCAGGGAGGUGUGCUCCAGCAAAUUGAAAAGGAUUUUGACUCAUACUCUAAUUUUAGAGAUACGUUUGUAGAGUCAGCCAUGGCGCUAUUUGGAUCUGGUUGGGUGUGGCUUGUCUUGAGAACGGAAGAAAAAAAGCUCUCUGUUGUUAGAACAUCAAAUGCCAUUUGUCCGCUCGUAUGGGGUGAUAUUCCAAUCAUCGGUCUGGAUAUGUGGGAGCACGCAUACUACCUAGACUACAAGGAUGACAGAGAAAAAUACAUAAACACCUUCAUGGACAAUCUUGUGUCCUGGCAUGCAGCUACAGUACGCAUGCUUCGUGCUGAGGCAUUUGUAAAUCUCGGGGAGCCCAAGAUUCCAGUUGCAUGAGAUGUUUAACUAUCUACUUCUUUGUGAAAAUUUCUCUUCAACAGGUGAGGAUGAAAAUGUUCGGGCCAUUCGCUGACCUAUCGAGUAUUCUCGUGAAGACACGUCGAGCUUUUGGUAGAAAAUAAACUGAAGGUCGUAUGUAAAGUAUGGAGAAAGUGCACCGGCUCCCAUACCACCUAGACUUCCAGAAAUGCAUUGAUUCCUGUAUGUUUCCUCAGGUUUCAGUGUAUAGUUUCCUCUUCGAUGUUAUUCAUUUGUUGAUUGCGGAACUCGGGCAUGUUGUAUAUGUAUCGAUGAUCUUUCAAGGAUUCUAGGUUUAAGAAUGCUUCUUGUGAAACUUAUAUAACAUGUUUUGUUUUGAUAA